Messenger RNA from Nanorana parkeri, 1122 nucleotides. Its product is annotated as transcription factor Sox-17-alpha-like. Gene Ontology annotation, molecular function: DNA-binding transcription factor activity, RNA polymerase II-specific; RNA polymerase II cis-regulatory region sequence-specific DNA binding. The transcript is spliced from 2 exons. Lineage: Eukaryota; Metazoa; Chordata; Amphibia; Anura; Dicroglossidae. Gene Ontology annotation, biological process: cell differentiation; regulation of DNA-templated transcription; anatomical structure morphogenesis. The record is from RefSeq and is a predicted model, not a curated record. The coding region runs from base 19 to 1122 and encodes 367 amino acids.
UGAGCCUCCUCUCCAGACAUGAGCAGCCCUGACGGAGGAUACGCCAGUGACGACCAGAUCCAGGGAAAGUGCUCAGUGCCAAUGAUGAUGCCCGGGCUGGGUCAGUGCCAGUGGACGGACACCAUGAGCGCCAUGGGGGAAGCCAAAAUCAAAUGCGAACCGGGAUCUGCCAGCAGGGGCAAAGCCGAGGCUCGGAUCCGCCGUCCUAUGAACGCCUUUAUGGUGUGGGCUAAAGAUGAGCGCAAGAGACUGGCCCAACAGAACCCGGACCUGCACAAUGCAGAACUCAGCAAAUUGCUAGGGCAAUCCUGGAAGUCUCUGACCCUGGCGGAGAAACGGCCAUUUGUGGAAGAAGCUGAGCGACUGAGAGUGAAGCACAUGCAGGACCACCCAGAGUACAAGUACAGACCCAGGAGGAAGAAGCAAGUGAAGAAGAUGAAGAGGGCAGAUGAGAAUUUCUAUCCCAUUACAGAGCUUACAUGCUCUCCAGGACUGAACAGUGAUGGGAUGAUGGGGCUGGACAAUUUCUCUGGAGGCUAUGAUGACCAUCAAAACGUCCAGGCUUCUGAGAACAGCCACUAUAGAGAACAACUCCCCAUGGGACACUAUUACAAAGGUUACAAUUACCCAUCAUCCCAGAUGCCACAAGCUGCAUCUUCGCACUACUCUUCAUCAUCAACUCAGGUAGAAAACCAUUUUCUGCCCUACUCCUACAAUGCCUCAUGCUCCAUCUACCAGCAAAAUCCCACCAGUUCCUUUUAUUGCAAACAGAUGCCUCAUGUGGGGCAAAUGCCACAAGGUGUUGCGGAGCAGACCCCCCCACACAUGUAUUAUGGUCAGUCCUACAUGUCCUCAUCCAGCAGUCCUCAUCAAGUGGUACCUUCUGAGCACACCUCUCCUUCACCCCAGCAGAUGACCAGAGCUGAUCAACUGAGUCCCAACCACAUUGUGAGUGAUAUAGACAAGAAUGAGUUUGAUCAAUACUUCAUGCCCGAUGUCAGGUAUAACACAGAACUGAACUCUCACACAGAUGGCUACAAUGGAGUUGACAGCACUAACUUUUUUCCACCUUCAAUCUCAGAAUCAAAUAACAUGUGUUACUACAAUUACUGUAGUUCAUAA